Molecule: messenger RNA, 418 nt
Organism: Galeopterus variegatus (Sunda flying lemur)
Lineage: Eukaryota; Metazoa; Chordata; Mammalia; Dermoptera; Cynocephalidae
Product: protein FAM127A-like
Exons: 1
Coding region: 65-406 (113 amino acids)
Source: RefSeq, a predicted model, not a curated record
UCGGAGCUGACCCUGGCGGACCCCGGUGCAGCCUGGCGCAGCGUAGCUGAGCUAGAGGGGCGAGAUGGAAGGUCGCGUGCAGCUGAUGAAGGCCCUCCUGGCCUUGCCCAUCCGGCCCGCGGCGCGUCGGUGGAGGAACCCGAUUCCCUUUCCCGAGACGUUUGACGGCGAUACCGACCGGCUCCCGGAGUUCAUCGUGCAGACGGGCUCCUACAUGUUCGUGGACGAGAACACGUUCUCCAGCGACGCCCUGAAGGUGACGUUCCUCAUUACCCGCCUCACGGGGCCGGCCCUGCAGUGGGUGAUCCCCUACAUCAAGAAGGAGAGCCCCCUCCUCAACGAUUACCGGGGCUUCCUGGCCGAGAUGAAGCGGGUCUUUGGAUGGGAGGAGGACGAGGACUUCUAGGCGGGGAGACCC